ACUUUGAAUUGAGAGCAGAGUUUAACCCAUGGUGUAAUAUUGCUUUCAACACGCCGGGAAAGUCACUGAAGUGAAUGCACUAAUUAGAGCGGCGCUAAAUCAUUGCAAAUUGGAGCAUCGAGAGUUCAGGAAACUCACCAUAUUGCACUGUCGCCGAGGGACCGAACGGGAGCCGGCUUUCUCUCCCCCCACCCCCCCAAAAAAAAGUAUCAGCAGAUCUAACAUGGGCUGACAAGAGGGAGCGAACGAGCAAGUUCAGACUGUGGACCACAGGAACAUUUACCCAGAGGAGGGUCUGACAUUAAAGACAAAUCGAGUGGCGGCGGCAUGGAGGCAGUCAGGUCGUGGGUACGGACUGUAGGCGUGGUGGCAGCGAAUGUAGCGGCUCAGAGCGGGGUGGCUCUAGCCAGAGCGCACUUCGAGAAACAACCUCCGUCUAACUUGAGAAAAUCCAAUUUCUUCCACUUCGUCUUGGCCCUGUACGACAGGCAGGGCCAGCCGGUGGAGAUCGAGAGGACAACCUUCGCAGACUUUGUGGAAAAAGAUCUGGAGCCCGGUAAUGACAAGACGAAUAAUGGGACACAUUAUAAGCUACAGUUGCUGUAUAGUAAUGGUGUGCGGACGGAGCAGGACCUAUACGUGCGACUCAUCGAUUCCGUGACCAAACAGCCGAUUAUCUACGAGGGUCAAAAUAAAAACCCAGAAAUGUGCCGGGUGCUUCUCACGCAUGAGGUCAUGUGCAGCCGCUGCUGUGAAAAGAAGAGCUGUGGCAACAGGAACGAAACUCCAUCGGACCCAGUCAUCAUUGACAGAUUCUUCUUAAAGUUCUUCCUCAAGUGUAAUCAGAACUGUUUGAAAACAGCGGGAAACCCCCGGGAUAUGCGUCGAUUUCAGGUUGUGUUAUCUACAACACUCAACGUUGAUGGGCAUGUGUUGGCCGUCUCGGAUAACAUGUUUGUGCACAACAACUCGAAGCAUGGACGCAGGGCCAAACGCCUGGAUCCCACAGAAGCCACACCAUGCAUCAAGGCCAUCAGUCCCAGUGAAGGAUGGACAACCGGAGGCGCGAUGGUCAUCAUUAUUGGGGACAACUUCUUCGAUGGAUUGCAAGUCCUCUUUGGCACAAUGCUGGUUUGGAGUGAGCUGAUUACACCCCACGCCAUCCGAGUGCAGACUCCCCCUCGACACAUCCCCGGAGUGGUGGAAGUCACAUUGUCCUACAAGUCCAAACAAUUCUGCAAGGGCGCUCCAGGAAGAUUCAUCUACACAGCCCUGAAUGAACCAACAAUAGACUAUGGAUUCCAGAGGCUGCAGAAGGUCAUCCCAAGGCACCCUGGUGACCCAGAAAGACUAGCAAAGGAAAUGUUAUUGAAGCGAGCAGCAGACCUUGUAGAGGCGUUGUAUGGAGGACCACCAAACAACCAGGAGAUGAUUCUGAAGAGAGCCGCCGACAUUGCUGAGGCUCUGUACAGUGUCCCACGCACUCCCAACCAGCUCCCUGGCCUCUCCAACACUCCCAGCCACAGUAGCAUGAUGAGGAUGAACUCGUACAGCAGCCAGCUGGGGGUCAGCAUCUCGGAGUCCGCACAGGGCAACAGCCAAGGUUACAUCCACAACAGCAGCAGCAUCUCCCCCCGAGGCUACGCUCCCACCCACUCACCACAACAGUCAAACUACAGCACGGUCGGUGGGAACAUCAAUGGCUACAGCAACGUGCCAAUGUCGAAUCUUGGCGUGCCAAGCUCCCCGGGAUUCCUCAACAGCUCUCCCGCCAGCUCACCCUAUGGCAUUAUGCCUCCCAGCCCGACCGUGGCCUCAGCUGUCCCUCUGUCCUGCAGCACCUCUGCCAUACUUCCCUUCUCAUCUUCUGUCUUCCCCGCAGUGAAACAAAAGAGCGCGUUUGCACCGGUGAUCCGACCCCAAGAUUCCCCUUCCCCAGCCUGUGCCAGUGGCAACGGAGGUGGAUUCCGAGAGGAAGAAAAGGGUUUCAGAGUGAAUUAUUUCUGAUUUCACAGCCAUGACUGGACUGGUAGUCCCUCCGAUGUGAGGCUAUUCCCUCCUGUCUCCAUAUCGCAUUCCAAGGAGCAAAGUUCACCCGCUACAAAAACAUCAUCACCAGAACCAACAGCUGUCAGAAAUAUUAGCAGCCUUCCCUUGGAAGCAGGGACAAAGCUGACUUUCUUUGUUGCCCGGACUGAAUGAAUUCCCUGCAGCGAUGUGGAAAUCUCGGCUUCAUCCGCACUUAAGGAACCUCAGAAGUGAGGGCCAAAGGUGGUGGUGGGAGGGGCGGACUUGGUCAAUGGGUGGGGGAAGUAAUCUUCACAAAAAAAAAUGCAAUUUUCUAUUUUGUAUAAUGGUUUUAAUGUGACAGUUCUUAUCAUUUUAACAGAAGUAACCCUUUGGAUAUGAGAGCUGGCUUAUAAACUAGAUAUUGAAAAAAAAACAGAUUGUUUUUAAAUGCAGCUGAAUAAAGUGUCAAUAGAUUGCUUGUUGUGAGUGGUAAACUUAGAAGUUAAAGGUUUAAGACAUUUUACAGUAAUUUAAAGAGGCAGUAUCUUUUAUUGUCAGAUUAUCUAGGUUGUGAUUAUGAAAUAUUAACAUGGUGUAGGCCAUCCUGUAUGGGUUGUGAUGUUUCAUCCAUACUGACCACAGGACCUUUAUUUAGAGCAUCAGCUCCUAGUCUGGGCUGAGUUAGCUGAACUUGGUAUGUUUCUGCAGUUGUCACCAGCAUUUCUGGGCCAGGGAAAGCAAAGUAAUUCAACCGGGAAUCUCCAACCCUGCCCAAUUUGUCUUUCAAAACUUCCAGCGUAUAAUUGGUGUGUCCCUGGGGUGUGUGUGGGUGUGUGUGUGUGUGUGUGUGUGUGUGUGUGUGUGUGUGUGUGCGUGUAUGUUUGUGUGUGUAUGUGUGCGCGCGCGCGUGUGUGUGUAUGUUUGUGUGUGUGCGCAUGUGCAUGUGUGUGCGUGUGUGUGUGUGUGUGUGUGUGUGUGU
Molecule: messenger RNA, 2989 nt
Organism: Leucoraja erinaceus (little skate)
Lineage: Eukaryota; Metazoa; Chordata; Chondrichthyes; Rajiformes; Rajidae
Product: transcription factor COE2
Exons: 19
Coding region: 328-2007 (559 amino acids)
Biological process (GO): regulation of transcription by RNA polymerase II
Molecular function (GO): RNA polymerase II cis-regulatory region sequence-specific DNA binding; DNA-binding transcription factor activity, RNA polymerase II-specific
Source: RefSeq, a predicted model, not a curated record